Molecule: messenger RNA, 2367 nt
Organism: Pochonia chlamydosporia 170
Lineage: Eukaryota; Fungi; Ascomycota; Sordariomycetes; Hypocreales; Clavicipitaceae
Product: pentatricopeptide repeat domain-containing protein
Exons: 1
Coding region: 1-2367 (788 amino acids)
Molecular function (GO): protein binding
Source: RefSeq, a predicted model, not a curated record
AUGUCCCUGGGGAUCAAGUCAAUAUGGCGGACUGGGUCCCAGCGCAUCGCUUCGCCGGGAGUAUUUCCAACGCGGAUAUGCGAACUGCGCCCCAGCCGACUUUUGCUGGCGUCCUCCUUUUCAACCGGCCGUCGACUUUACCAGCCUGAGAAAGAGACGGAGAACAACAGGGACAUUCCAGCUCUUGUAUCCAAGGAUGUGUCUUCAGCAGCUGCAGUCGAACGACCAGUUCAGGUUCGGGGUGAGGUGAUGGAGUCGAAUCAUGCACGAAAUGCGUUCCUGAGAGGCGCCUUUCGAGACCAGUCGCCAGUUAUCCAGGCCGCCGUGGAGAAGAAACGGAAUUCGCCAUACGUCCCGACAGCUCGCGACUAUCCGCUUCCUUCAGCGAUGAAAGCGAGCAAGCAACUCUCACAGAAGAUCGCUCGAGUCCAGGUAGGAUUCGACAUGAUUUGGAAACACUUUGGCGGCAGGGUACCCGAAUGGAGCGAAACGUUCAGUCUUCUCAAACAAAUGACACCGAAGCGAAGCGAGACGCCCAACAUGGCGGCUGUGAGGGUAGUCCUGCCUUCGUCCUGGGACAUGUCCGUUGGGAACAAGCGGAUUGAGUUCGUGGAUGCCACGACCGGUCUAGCCACCAAGCUUCGGGUAUCAGCGGACCACCAGAAUCCCUCGGCCAUUGUGUUGAGAGGCGAAAACGCGGUGUUGGCGAAAGCAGCAGACGAGCUGAUUAGGGCGUGUCCAGAUGUGGAAAUAUUCAAGCUCGGAGACGUGGCUACGUUUGACUACAACGCCAAGCGGCUGUGGCCUGCGAUUGAGAACGCCCAGGACGGAGGCUUGUCGAUCCCGCCAGGAACCAAAGACAACGUUUGGAUGCACAAGGAGAUGGAUACAUUUUGGGUCGACCGUCCAUACGAGCAGACGCCAAAGCCAACAUGGUGGACUAAGGAGUCAUUCGAGGCGUACAUCAUGGCGCUUGUUUGCGGUCGACUGCGGCCACACCUUGCCAUGAAGUACUACAAGCAGCCUCGUGAAAACGGCAAGCUCAUCGACACGGAUGGUAUUAGAAUCAAACUCAUUAUCAAUGCGUUUGAAGACCCCUCGGCAAGAGAAUACAUCACCCCGUCCGUCUUAAAAAUGGCAAUUGCCUUCAUGUCCCAGAAAGGAGGACACCGCGCCUCCGCAGAACGACUCUUCACCCUCGCCGAGGAAUGGGGCCUACCCAUGGACACUGAAAUAUUCAACGUCAUUCUAGGCGGAUACGUCGCCAAGCGAGACGUAGCCUUUUUCCACAAGUUCCUCCAAAAGAUGGAGACGCGAUACUUCUACCCCAAUGCCCGAACGUGGCUGCACUUUCUGACCCUCGUCCAACGAGACGACGAGAGACGACAAGUCAUUGCCGCCAUGUACGAGAUUGGCCUCUUCGACGACCCAGCUACCCGAAGAGGCAUCGCCGAAGUCAUGGCCAGCAACGACUCAUACGCCGCCUUCAAGGCCGGCAAGCCUCUCGACGUCUUUCUCGCAGACCAGGCCAUGCGCUACGGGGAAGACUGGUUCACCGCCGGCGCCCUGCACAGCAUCCUCAAAGAAUUCUUCUGGUUCCACGAACCCUCCCACCCGGACUUCUCAUCCUUCAAGACCCUCCUGCGGCACCAACCCUCCGACGGCCGCAAGAUGGGCGUCGUCACCACCGCCAACCACAUCCUCGAAUGCUGCAUCGACAGAAAAGACUGGCCAACCGCCCUAUGGGCCCUCUCCCACAUCUCCAACCACGCACGGGAACCCAACCACCGCACAUACACCCUCCUCACUGCCCUCGCCAUACACUCAAAGGCCCCCUCCUCCCUCGGCCUCAUCUUCUUCUACGCCACUCUCGACCGCAAACUACGCAGAACGCCCCGAAAGUCCAUGCAGCUCGUCAUGCUUCGCCGCCUGCUAUCCAACUUCCCCGUCAGGAUAUUCUCCAAAGUAAUGGGCAGGCGCCUCAAGGCCUGCAAAGCAUCCAAAGAGCACAGUGUUGUCGCUGGCGCAGAAUGGGCAAUUCUACAAGCAUGCGAUGGGUAUAAACCUGUCAAAUCGCUUGGUGCAGCACUGGAAAUCACAUGGCGAACAAUGGAUCAGCCGUUACAGCGAAUCUCUCAGUCUCCUCACCCGGAAGAAAGUCGUCAGCAACUCCUGUCGCAUGAUUAUGCCGUGAAAUUACGAGAUCCAUCCGGUCAACGGCCCCCCAUGACGGUGCAUCUAGACGCGGCAUUUGAUCCAGACACAAUGCUUCGUGACUGGGUUCCACAGAUCAAGAAACAUACUGAUCCGGACACAAACCCGGAAAAUACGGUCCAUAAAGAUGAGCAUGAAGAAUCAGUGGCAUAA